AUGGCCGCCGAAUUCGAUGCCUCCAAGCUGACGGCCGAGCAACUGCCCGAACUCCUCAAAAAUGACCUCGCAGUCAAGGUCGCGGGCAUCGAUGUCGACGGCGUCUUGCGCGGAAAGCUCAUGGCCAAGAAAAAGUUCCUCAGCAUAGCCAACGAGGGCUUCGGAUUCUGCAGCGUCAUCUUCGGAUGGGACAUGCACGACCAGACAUACUUCAAGGAGCUGGCCAUCUCCAACAAGGAGAACGGAUACCGCGACUUGCUCGCCAUUCCCGACCUGACGUCCUUCCGGAGGAUACCAUGGGAGGACAACGUGCCUUUCUUCCUCAUCAGUUUCCACGACCCGGACACCAAGGGCACCCUCAGCGCAUGCCCAAGGAGUCUGUUGAAACGCGCCGUGGACAAGCUGAAGGAGAACGGUUAUGGCGCUAUGGCUGGUGCCGAGUACGAGUUCUACCAAUUCCGCGCGCCCCAGAGCCACGAUGGCUCAGAGAGGAACACGUCGAGCACCGCCGCCUUCUUGCGCGACAACCCCGUCAACUCGCUCCCAAGUCUUACCGAAGGCAUGUUCGGAUACAGCAUCACGCGGCCUGUUCACAACCAGGAGUACUACUACGGCAUCUUCAACACAUGCGCCCAGUUUGGUUGUGGGAUUGAGGGAUGGCAUACUGAGUCCGGCCCAGGCGUCUUUGAAGCGGCUCUCGAAUUUGGCGAGAUCCAGCAAAUGGCGGACAAAGCGUCCCUCUUCAAACUCGUCGUCAAAUCUCUCGGGUCGAAGUACGGCAUAACACCAUGCUUCAUGGCAAAGCCGCGCGAAGGCCUCCCAGGAAACAGCGGUCACAUGCACGUUUCCAUCGUGGACAAAGAAAACAAGAACCUCUUCUACCGAGGUGAAGAGGACAAGAAUGCGCCAUACUCAGACAUCGCGUACCUUUCGGACCUUGGUCGGCAUUUCCUCGCUGGUUUGAUCGACGGUCUCCCCGACAUCAUGCCUAUUCUCGCACCCAAUGUCAACAGCUACAAACGGCUGGUAGAGAACUUCUGGGCACCCGUCACCGUAUCAUGGGGUCUCGAACAUCGCGCAGCAUCCAUCCGCCUCAUCUCUCCUCCUACCUCUUCUGGUAAGGCAACACGCUUCGAAGUGCGCGUGCCAGGCGCAGAUACAAACCCGCACUUCGUUCUCGCUGCCAUUCUAGCUCUCGGCUGGCGAGGUAUUGAGAAGAAGAUGGAGAUCAGCAUACCGCCUCUAGGCAAGGGCGAAGAUGUUGGCGGAGAGGCGGAUAAGGGCGAGCGCCUCGCCAAGAGCCUGAAGGAGGCCACAGAGCGGUUCAUGAGGAAAGAAAGUGUCGCGAGAGAGGUAUUCGGCGAUCAAUUUGUGGACCACUUUGGCGGCACCAGGCAACAUGAGAUUAGGCUAUGGGAUGAAGCCGUGACUGACUGGGAAGUCAGAAGGUAUAUCGAGACGGUAUAA
Messenger RNA from Alternaria incomplexa, 1467 nucleotides. RefSeq lists its product as uncharacterized. NCBI's taxonomy places the organism in Eukaryota, Fungi, Ascomycota, Dothideomycetes, Pleosporales, Pleosporaceae. The transcript is spliced from 3 exons. Gene Ontology annotation, molecular function: glutamine synthetase activity. The record is from RefSeq and is a predicted model, not a curated record. The coding region runs from base 1 to 1467 and encodes 488 amino acids.